Molecule: messenger RNA, 2256 nt
Organism: Otolemur garnettii (small-eared galago)
Lineage: Eukaryota; Metazoa; Chordata; Mammalia; Primates; Galagidae
Gene: HABP2
Product: hyaluronan binding protein 2
Exons: 13
Coding region: 142-1806 (554 amino acids)
Biological process (GO): proteolysis
Molecular function (GO): serine-type endopeptidase activity
Source: RefSeq, a predicted model, not a curated record
AAACAGUAUUUGAUGCCUAGUUAAUAAUUUGCAUCCUCAUUUGUUCCUGCAUCCUUGGAGACUGACAUUUCUCCCCCCUAAAGGCACAGAAAACAAAAGGAAUCGUUUUGAGAGCAAAACUCAAGUCCUUACACUGCAAAGAUGUUUGCCAGAGUGUCUAAGCUCCAGGUUCUGCUGUUAAUGGUUCUGGUGGGAAGGACCACCUUCGGGUUCUCCUUGUUGUCUUUUCUCGAAGAUCUGGACCCAGAUUGGACUCCCAACUACUAUGAGAACAGCCCUGAAUAUUACGACGAGGAAGAGAAUACCAACAGCACAUCUGCCUACUCUGACAACCCCGACUGGUACUACGAGGAGGACGAUGCGUGCCAACCCAACCCCUGUGAACAUGGUGGGGACUGCCUCACUGAUGGGACCACCUUCACAUGCAGCUGCCCAGCCCCUUUCUCUGGGAACAAGUGUCAGAAAGUGCAAAACAAGUGCAAGAACAACCCAUGUGGCCGGGGCCAAUGUCUCAUUACCCAGAGUCCUCCUCACCACCGCUGUGUCUGUAAAUAUCCUUACACAGGUCAACACUGUUCUAAAGUGGCUCCUGUGUGCAGGCCAAACCCCUGCAAGAACGGUGGCACCUGCUCCCGGAAUAAGCGGAGAUCCAAGUUCUCCUGUACCUGUCCUGACCACUUCAGGGGCAAAUUCUGCGAAAUAGGUCCUGAUGACUGCUACGUUGGUGAUGGCUACUCUUACCGAGGGCAAGUGAGUAGGACAGUCAACCAGCACUCGUGCCUUUACUGGAACUCCCACCUCCUCUUGCAGGAGAAUUACAACAUGUUCAUGGAGGAUGCUGAGGACCAUGGCAUUGGGGAGCACAACUUCUGCAGAAACCCAGAUGGAGACAAAAAGCCUUGGUGCUUCAUUAAAGUUGGCAAUGACAAGGUGAAAUGGGAGUACUGUGAAGUCUUGGCCUGCUCAGCCCAAGACCUCACGUACCAACAGGAAAACCCGACUGAGCCCUCAGGGUUUGAGUCCUGCGGGAGGACUGAGAUAGCAGAGCGGAAGAUCAAGAGGAUCUAUGGAGGCUUUAAGAGCACGGCGGGCAAGCACCCAUGGCAGGCGUCCAUCCAGACCUCUCUGCCUCUGACUGUCUCCAUGCCCCAGGGCCACUUCUGCGGGGGAUCACUGAUACACCCUUGCUGGGUGCUCACUGCCGCCCACUGCACUGACAUAAAAGCUAAACAUCUGAAAGUGGUGCUAGGGGACCAGGACCUGAAGAAGACAGAAUUCCAUGAGCAGAGCUUUGGGGUAGAGAAGAUAUUCAAGUACAGCCACUACAAUGAACGGGACGAGAUUCCCCACAAUGACAUUGCUUUGCUCAAGUUAAAGCCAGUGGAUGGCCACUGUGCUCUGGAAUCCAAAUAUGUGAAGACCGUGUGCCUCCCCGACGCUCCCUUUCCCUCUGGGACCGAAUGCCACAUCUCUGGCUGGGGAGUUACAGAAACAGGGGAGGGGUCCCGCCAACUCCUGGACGCCAAAGUCAAGCUGAUUGCCAACACUCUGUGCAACUCCCGCCGACUCUACGACCACAUGAUCGAUGACAGCAUGAUUUGUGCAGGAAACCUGCAGAAACCUGGGCAAGACACCUGCCAGGGUGACUCCGGAGGCCCUCUGACCUGCGAGAAGGACGGCACCUACUAUGUCUACGGCAUAGUGAGCUGGGGUCUGGAAUGCGGGAAGAAGCCGGGGGUCUAUACGCAAGUUACCAAGUUCCUGAAUUGGAUCAAAGCCACCAUCCAAAGGGAGGCUGGCUUCUAAGGUCCCGUCUUCUGAACUCAGAGCCCCUCCUCCUCAGUGCCGGGGCCAAGGGAGGCCUCCUAGGCAGCGACAGACACCCCCAGGAGCGUCCACGCACUAAACAGAGACAGCUGCUGCCUGGCAGGCCCUCCUGGCUCAGCACCUGCCCCCUCUCCUCAGGCUCUUUCUGCCUUCCCGAGUAACCCGAGAAUAAUGGAAUGCACACAAAAUAUAUAUUAUGUCUGUUUCCCUCAAACAAUUGCACCCUCUCGAAAAUCAGUGUUCACAGAGACUGCCCCCACCUGGGACAUUUGCAAAUGUGGAUUACAGAAUGCCCAGCGCCGGUGGGAGUCGGUCACCUUCACGCUUUGAUUCCUCAUCCCAGACACUAGAGCUCCUCAACUGACCCAGCCGACCAUGUCUAGGUAUCAGGGAGAGGAACAGAAAUACAACAUUCUCCAUUUGCUUUCA